Messenger RNA from Penaeus chinensis, 611 nucleotides. RefSeq lists its product as uncharacterized. The coding region runs from base 33 to 371 and encodes 112 amino acids. Lineage: Eukaryota; Metazoa; Arthropoda; Malacostraca; Decapoda; Penaeidae. The record is from RefSeq and is a predicted model, not a curated record. The transcript has 2 exons.
CCGGACGCUCCUGCACAUACAGCUCCCUCGCCAUGAAGCCGAUGCUCGUCCUGCUCCUCGCCGCCUGCGCCGCCGCCAGCUACGUGGCCCCAGUGCACCACCCGCACGUGGGCGGCCCCGUGGUCGUGCGCGCCCCCUCCCACGACUCCGCGAUCAUCCAGAGCCAUCGUCUGGGCGGCAACUUCGCCUACUCCACCCACGAGGCUCACGCCCACGCCGUGAUCAACCCGAUCGUCGCCCACCGUCAGGUUCCCGUGGGCGUGUCCUUCCACCCGGGUCAGCCCAUCGUGCACUCCGAGACCGACUACGUGUCCACGUACGUCCCUCGCUAUGGCUACUCUCAGCCCCUCGUCGCUCGCAGCCACUACUAGGGGGCGAGGGAGAGGGCCAAGAUAUGGCUGGUGCAACAAGUGCCACCUUUUCUUGCUUUCUCAAUUACUGACUGAUUCUCUUUAUUUUUUCUUCAAUCUUCCCUCUUGUCCUCGUUCCGUGCCUUCUGUCUCCACCUGUGAGUUUUCACUUCGUUUCCUCCUGGUCGUUGAACGUGAAGUUCCCGGCUUGGCGACAGAGCCCUUCAGGGUUGGUCGCCCUGCCUUGUACAGCAGAGGUGU